UUAGAGAUCUAGCCGGCGACUAGAUCAGUGAUAAGCCCCCUCGCACUCGAUUGGCGGCCCGCGUCAAAACGACGGCCUCUUCGCAGCGACGGAACCCACGGCCUCCGUCCGCACUUGCCUGCUCCCUCCAACCUCCGCCGCUGUGCUGGACGCUGCUCGAUGGCGGAUUACAACGCCGUCUUUCAAAACUGCUACUAUGUCGGAAACAACUUCAACGCCAUCCUCUACGGCGUGGAGCUCGUGCUGUACUUCGCGAGUGUCCGCCUCAUCCUCUCAAGCAAGGACAAGACCAAUGUCGACCGCCGCCCCUUCCUGUACUUCAGCACAGCGCUCCUGGUCAUGAUCACCAUCUAUGUCGCGGUACAAGCCGUCUUCGGAGAGGAGAUGUGGAUUGUGCAUGCCGACUACGCCGGCGGCUCCGCACAGUACCUGGCAGACAACGCAGCUGUAUGGUACCAAACGCUGGGUAGCGCGUCAUCCAUCGUGCUCAACCUCAUGAGCGACGGUCUUCUGCUCUACAGAUGCUACGUCGUAUGGGGAGACUUGCGCGUCAUCGCAUUCCCCUUCGUUCUCUACCUCGGGACCGCGGCGCUGGGCAUCCUCACCUGCUAUGUCUCUGGCACGCCCAACGCGGACUUCUUCCUCGGCGAGGCACAGCAAAUCGCGCUCUCGUACUCGUCGGUCGUGAUCGGGCUGAACGUGACUUGCUCGACGCUCAUCUGCGUGCGCAUCCUUAUGCUUUCGCGGAACAUGCGCGGGGUCCUCGGCGCGGACGUCAUGCAGACUUACACGGGCGCAGUCGCGCUAAUCGUCGAGAGCGCGCUCCCAUACACUCUUUUCGGGAUUGCGUACGUGGUCUCGCUCGGGCUUCAAAGUCCGACCUCCAUCCUCUUCCUCUCCAUCUACGUGAUGUUCACGUGCAUCUCCCCGCAGAUGAUCGUGCUACGCGUACUGAUGGGCCGCGCGUGGUCGCGCGACGCCGCGACACGCACGCGCACGUCGAUGCACUUUAACACGCCCGCCGGGGACAGCUCGAUGCUCACUUCCGGAUUUACGGGCACGACCGCUGCGGAGGGCCCUGGGGGUACCGCGAUCAACCUGCACGCGCUCAGCCACACGAGCUCGUCCCAGCGCGACCUCUCCGUGGACAAGGUCUAGC
Molecule: messenger RNA, 1159 nt
Organism: Trametes versicolor FP-101664 SS1
Lineage: Eukaryota; Fungi; Basidiomycota; Agaricomycetes; Polyporales; Polyporaceae
Exons: 4
Coding region: 160-1158 (332 amino acids)
Source: RefSeq, a predicted model, not a curated record